AUGCGGUUCUCAUCGGUUGCCUUGACGGCAGUCGCUGCCUCUGCCACCCUCGCCCAACCUCACGUUCACAAACAUCGACACGUGCAUGAACACAAGGAGCGCGAUGUGACCGAGACUGCCUGGACUGCAGGCCCGACUGCCUACAUCUAUAUGCUCAAUGGAAAACAGCUCUCGGCCGGAGAGGUGUGCGAAGGGUUGGAGGAUAACGAACUGAAGUUUGUGGAUGGUCAAGAUCCCGGUGUUUGCUCGCAGGUUUCAACCACUGCCAGCACCUCUUCGACUUCCUCGACUUCCACGGAAUCGAGUACGAUCCCUUCAACCACCACUACCUGGUCGGCAGCUGCCUCUUCCUCUCCACCAGCCGAGUUCUUCCAAAAGCCAUCCUCGGCCGCUUGGCCCAGCCCAAGCGAUUCUGCCAGUUCUAGCUCUGCUCCUCAGUCUUCCUCCGUGUCCUCGGGCGGCGCUGGUAUCACUGCUGAAUUCCCGGAUGGUCAACUCGAUUGCAGCACUUUCCCCUCCGACUAUGGCGCCAUUCCUCUGAACUACCUGGGAAUGAAAGGCUGGUCUGGAUUGCAAGCGGUCUCUAUCGCUGGCGGAUUUGUCAAUCAUAUUGUGACAGGCUACCAGAAAUCUCAAUGGCCCUCCACCCAAGGUGCUACAGGUCAAUCCGUCGGCGGCCUUUCUUGCUCGGGCGGCAAGCUUCAUCUGACCAAUCCAGGUCUCUCAAAAAGCCUCUGCAUUCCUGGCGUUGGCGGCGUCCAAGCUACCAACAACGCAGGCGGUGUCGUUGCUAUCUGCCGUACAGAUUAUCCUGGGACCGAAUCCGAAACCAUCCCAGUUGAACUCCAGUCUGGCGAAACAGAGCAGUUGACUGUUCCCGAUGCUGCCACCUACUACGAAUGGCAAGGACAAUCAACUUCGGCCCAGUAUUAUCUGAACCCUAUUGGAGUGUCUGCUUCUCAAGGUUGCCAAUGGGGAUCACCUGGACAAAACAUUGGUAACUAUGCUCCCAUCAACUUUGGCGUGGGUGCCAAAGGAGGCAUUACUUGGCUAUCGAUCUUCCAAAACUCCCCAACAACCAAUGCCCAAUAUCAAGGCACCGUUGAGUUGAAGGGCAAUUUGUCCGGAUCUUGCAAAUACUCAAACGGGCAAUAUUGUGGCGCUAGUGGAUGCAACUCGCAAGGAUGCACUGUCUCCGUCAUAUCGGGCACUGCUACCUAUGUCAUCUCCGACUGA
Fonsecaea monophora is the source of this 1236-nucleotide messenger RNA. RefSeq lists its product as hypothetical. Lineage: Eukaryota; Fungi; Ascomycota; Eurotiomycetes; Chaetothyriales; Herpotrichiellaceae. The transcript has 3 exons. Gene Ontology annotation, cellular component: fungal-type cell wall; cell surface. Gene Ontology annotation, biological process: fungal-type cell wall organization. The record is from RefSeq and is a predicted model, not a curated record. Bases 1 to 1236 code for a protein of 411 amino acids.